This is a messenger RNA of Penicillium waksmanii, 405 nucleotides long. RefSeq names its product 60S ribosomal protein uL24. Gene Ontology annotation, biological process: ribosomal large subunit biogenesis; cytoplasmic translation. The coding region runs from base 1 to 405 and encodes 134 amino acids. Lineage: Eukaryota; Fungi; Ascomycota; Eurotiomycetes; Eurotiales; Aspergillaceae. Gene Ontology annotation, molecular function: RNA binding; structural constituent of ribosome. Gene Ontology annotation, cellular component: cytosolic large ribosomal subunit. The transcript is spliced from 4 exons. The record is from RefSeq and is a predicted model, not a curated record.
AUGACUGUUCGCAACCACGGUAUCGCCUCUUCGCGGAGCAAGUCCCGCAAGGCUCACUUCUCUGCGCCUUCCAGCCAGCGUCGUGUUCUGAUGUCCGCUGCUCUCUCCACUGAGCUGCGCCAGGAGAAGAACGUUCGCUCCAUCCCCAUCCGUGUCGGCGACUACGUUACCAUCACCCGCGGUUCCCAGAAGGGCCGUGAGGGCAAGGUCACCUCCUCCUACCGUCUCAAGUUCGUCAUCUACAUUGAGAAGGUCUCCCGCGACAAGAGCAACGGCCAGAGCGUCCCUAUCCCUAUCGCCCCCUCCAACGUCGUCAUCACCAAGCUGCACAUGGACAAGGACCGUGAGAACAUCCUCGCCCGCAUUGCCAAGGGCCGUGAGGCCGUCCAGAACAAGUCCGCCUAA